AUGUUCAUCGUAGGUGUAAAAUCCAUUGGUGACCUGCGAAGAGACGUCACAGAUCUUCUCGAGGAUUACGAUAAAACAAUGGUGCCGUCAAAUAAUUCGGUGCAAGUUAACGUUGAGUUAACUGUUCAGGAUAUCUCCUCAAUAUCAGAAAUUUCCAGCUCUUUCGUUGCAGAUGUAUGGUUCAGUCAAGUUUGGGAGGACCCACGAUUACAGUAU
This is a messenger RNA of Ostertagia ostertagi, 216 nucleotides long. The record is from the annotation of a GenBank genome assembly. Lineage: Eukaryota; Metazoa; Nematoda; Chromadorea; Rhabditida; Trichostrongylidae.